AUGCGACGACUCAAACAGCGCUGGUUGCCCGUUCUGACGGCAUGCUGCUUGGCUUGGGCUCCGUGCAACGCCGCCGACUGGCCGCAGUUCCGGGGCGAGCAGGGCAGCGGCGUCGCCGACGCCGCCGGGCACCCGAGCGAGUGGGGCGAGUCGCAGAACGUCGCUUGGGUGAUCGACCUGCCGGGCGAAGCCUGGUCGGCCCCGAUCGUGGUCGGCGACAGGCUGUUUCUAACGACGUCGACCGCGGUCGGCGACGGCUCGGGCCGACGGACCUACGAGGUCCAUUGCCACGCCCUUGGCGACGGCGCAUCGAUCUGGAAGCAAACGGCGAUCGAAGAGGUCCCGAGCCAGCCGACGCACCGCGACAACACCUUCGCCAGCGAGACGCCCGCCAGUGACGGCGAGCGGGUCUACGCCUACUUCGGCAUGACGGGCCUGUUCUGCUACGACCUCGAUGGCCGGCUCGUCUGGCAGAAGGACCUCGGCUCUUACCCGCUGCGUAACGACUGGGGCACGUCGAGCAGCCCCGUGGUGGUCGACGGGUUGGUCGUCGUUCAGAUCGACAACGAGGAAGACUCUCACGUCGUCGCACUCGACGCGGCCAGCGGCGACGAGCGCUGGCGUGUUGAGCGUCCCGACGAGGUCACCAGUUGGAGCACGCCCCUCGUUUGGCGUAACUCCGAGCGGACCGAGUUGGUCUUCGGCGGCAAGACGGUCCGGUCGCACGACCCGGCGACCGGCGAGCAGCUCUGGUCGAUGCCGAUCGGGGGGCGCAGUUCCGCCACCGCCACGGCCGUCGGCGACGUGCUCUACAUCGGCAGCGAGAAUCGCACGCGCCGCGGCGGCACCCCCGGCGGGCUCUUCGCGGUUCGAGCGGGCGCGUCCGGAGAGAUCGUGAUCGGCGAACCGUCGGCCGAAGAACGCGGCCUGGAGUGGGCCAAUGUCGAGGGCGCGAUCGGCAUCGCGUCGCCGCUGGUUUACGAAGGCCACAUCUACGUGCCCGAACGCCGGGGCGGGAUGCUGCGGGUGCACGACGCCGAGAAUGGCGCGGAGGUCUACCGCAAGCGCUUGCCCGGCGGCGGCACGUUCUGGGCCUCUCCGUGGGCGGCCGGCGGCGAAGUCUACUGUUUGGACGAGCGCGGCAAAGCGUUCCGGCUCGCCCCGGGCGCGGAGUACGAGGUGAUCGGCGAGAACGAACUGUCUGGCCGAUUCUGGUCGACGCCCGCCGUGUCGGGCGGCACGCUGCUCGUCCGCAGCGCCGAUCGGCUCUUCGCGAUCCGUGCCGCGAAGCUCGCGCUCACCGCGGCGGGGAACAUCAACAGACUCGGCUCGAUGCCGGUCGCUUGCGACAUCGCCCCCAGCAGCGGCAUCAACAGCGCGGUGGUCGCCGUGUUGCUCGUCACUUCCGUGAGGAACGUGACCGCUAGGCACAGCCCGGCGAUCAGCACCGGCGUGGGCAUCGUCGCCAGGAACCCGAGCGCCUCGCCGAUCGCGUCGCUCAAGCCCGAAGCGUUGAAGCCGCGGGCGAGCACCAUGCCGCGCCUGCGUCUCGUGGUCACCGGGCGGGUCGCCGCUGGGGAUCAGGAACAUCGCCACGACGGCCAGGAAGGCGACGCACGCGUCGUUCGCGCCGGGCAGGUCGAGCCACUCGCUCCAGCCGCCGAACGGUUCUUUGCGGGUGACCCAAAGCAGCGCCGUCGCCGCGAACACGGAGAUGGUGCGCACUUCGGCUGGGCGCCACUUCCCAACCGCCGGGAGGUCGACUGCCGCCGGUCCGCCCUGGCCCCUUGUGAGCCACGCCGCGAUGACCGGCAGCAUGCAGGCGGCGACGGGCACGCCCCACUUCAUCCAGCCGAGGAACGUCGGCUCGCUGCCGGUGACGCGGGCGUACUCCUGCAUGCAAAUCAGGUUCGGCGGCGUGCCGAUCGGCGUCGCGACGCCGCCGACGCUCGCCGCGUAGGCGAUCCCGAGCAGCAGCGCCAGCCGCAGCCGCCGGUCGGUGCUGCGUUCGAGCGUCGCGCCGGCGAUCGGCAGCAGCAUGAGCGUCGUCGCCGCGUUGGAAACCCACAUGCUGCACAGCGCCGCCGCGGCCAUGAACCCGAUGAUCAGCCGCCGGCCGCUCGGCGGCGGUUCGUCGGCCGCUUCCGCGGUCCAGAGCGCGCUGGGCCCGCGAGCGCACAGGCGGACCAUGCCGAGGGCGAGCCGCCGGUGGGCGCCGCUCCGUUCCAGGGCGGUCGACAGAAUGAAGCCGCCCAUCAGCAGCAAGAUGAGCGGGUGACCGUACGCCUCGCCGACUUCUUUCGCGGAGACGACUCCCAGGACGGGGAACAACGCCAUCGGCAGCAGCGACGUCGCCGGAAUCGGGAUCGGCUCCAGGACCCACCAGACGGCGCACAGCACGGCGACGGCCGCGGUCCACGCGGCCUGCGACUCCAGGCCCAACGCGCCGAGUCCGUAGGCGGCCGCGAUCGCCGCGGUCGGUCCGAGCCAGAGCGAGGCUUGCUUCAUCCGGCGGUUGGCAGCGAGCAGAGAAGGGGCGUCCCGUGGCGAGGUCCCCACUCUAAAGCGCCGGCGGUCGUUGAGCACGGCCAACCUUCGGCUAUUCUGUCCGCACCCACCCGCGCCUCGGUUCCCCGACUGCGAGCGAUGACCGAACCCCCCGCGAAUCGCCCGCCGGUAGCCGAACCGCUUCUGCCACCAGGCUGGGGCGUGCCCGAAGAGCUCCGCUCACGGCUCGGCGACGAAGCCGGCAAGCAGCGGCUCUUGGAGACCGACGGCCACCUGCUGCUCGUCCUGCACGCGCCGCCGCGCCCGGGAGAGUCGUUCCGCCGUGGCCGGCUCUACUGGCGCACACCCGAGGGGCUCUGGAAGCCGCAGUCGCUGCGGCACCACGAGCACGCGAUCGACGAGCUGCUCGGCGAGUACGAAGAGCGGGCCGCCGAGAUCGAGGCGACCGUCGAGUCGGCCGGCGAAGCGCGCGACUACUUUGAAGCGCUCACGGCGUUGACGCCGUUGGUCCGCGCCGCGCGCAACGUGUACGCGGUGCUGAAAGAGGCUCGCCAAGCGGCGCGCGGCGACCGCAAGCUGAUCUUGCUCCGCGAUCGGGGGUACGCCCUGACGCGUCGCCUGGAGCUCUUGCAGCAAGACGCCAAGAACACGCUCGACUUCGUCAUCGCCCGUCGGGCCGAGGAGCAGGCCGAGGCCUCUCGUCACCAAGCGCGAGCGGCGCACCGACUCAACGUGUUGGCGGCCCUGUUCUUCCCGGUCGCGACGCUGACCGCGAUCUUCGGCAUGGAACUCGGCCACGGCCUCGAAGGGAUCGACGCCUCGAGCGCGCCGGUCCCGAUGCUCGUCGUGCUCGGCGUCGGGCUCGUGCUGGGCGCGAUCCUGGCCGUCGUGGUCACGCGAAAGUGA
Messenger RNA from Cladocopium goreaui, 3414 nucleotides. The record is from the annotation of a GenBank genome assembly. NCBI's taxonomy places the organism in Eukaryota, Dinophyceae, Suessiales, Symbiodiniaceae.